Molecule: messenger RNA, 463 nt
Organism: Daucus carota subsp. sativus
Lineage: Eukaryota; Viridiplantae; Streptophyta; Magnoliopsida; Apiales; Apiaceae
Product: histone H2AX
Exons: 2
Coding region: 1-426 (141 amino acids)
Biological process (GO): heterochromatin formation
Cellular component (GO): chromatin; nucleosome
Molecular function (GO): DNA binding; structural constituent of chromatin; protein heterodimerization activity
Source: RefSeq, a predicted model, not a curated record
AUGAGUUUAACCAGUGUACGCAAAGGUGUAGCCGGAAGAGGAAAAAGUAAGAAAAUAAAAGGUGUUUCGAGGUCUGAAAAGGCCGGUCUGCAGUUCCCUGUUGGCCGGAUUGCCCGGUAUCUCAAAAUUGGUAGGUAUGCUGAACGUGUUGGUUCGGGUUCUCCAGUCUAUCUCGCUGCUGUUCUUGAAUAUCUUGCUGCUGAAGUUCUGGAUCUUUCUGGUAAUGCAGCGAAAGACUUCAGAAAGACGAGGAUUACCCCGAGGCACAUUCAAUUGGCGGUGCAGAAUGAUGAGGAGCUCAGCUUGUUAUUAAGAUCCGUUACGAUUCCUGGUGGAGGUGUAUUGCCUAACAUUCACUCUACUUUGUUGCCACAUAAGGUUGGCAAAAAGAAAAGUGAAGUUGGUUCUCAAUCGGAGGAACUCUGAGCUAAUUAUUACCCAUGUUAUGAACUUGUGAUUAUCA